GCUGUGAUGUGGUCUUCUUCGCUUGCACGUCUCUCUAACGCCAUUAGAAUCACACCGACUGCCAAACGCCAAUUGCUUGAUCGCCUAUAAAUGCUUGCCUCCGCAUCUUCUCUUCGUUCUCCUGCUCACUGCUUUUCCUUGCUCUCUCUUGUACCAGACCAGCCAUGGGAGAAGGAGCUGCGGAUCUCCCGCCUGGUUUCCGUUUCUUCCCCUCCGACGAAGAGCUCGUCGUCCAUUUCCUCUACCGCAAGACCGCGCUCCUCCCUUUCCAUCCCGACAUCAUCCCCACUCUCGAUCUCCAUCGUUGUGAUCCAUGGAACUUCCAUGGUAAAGCGUUUCAAGGAGGUAACAGGUGUUGGUACUUCUUCACGAGCAGAAGCGAAGACAGAGCAUCGGUCAGUGGAUACUGGAAUCCAGUGGGCACCGACGAGGUCGUAAUCAGCGGCAAUAAGGAUGUCGGUGUGAAGACGACGCUCAAAUACUACAUCGGCCAACCUCCCGACGGCAUCAGAACCAACUGGCUCAUGCAUGAGUACCGUUUGCCGGAUGCCACAGUUCAUGGUGGGAGCUCAACCUGCAGCAGCACCAGAAGGAAGACAGGACAACCAGUAACCAUUUCUUCUUCUUCGUCCUCCUCCCCAUCUUCUUCUUCUUCGGCUCUCGUAGCUAACACGAGCUUCUUCCAUUACACCACCCAGGAGUUCAACAAAUGGGUGAUAUGCCGCGUACAGGAGUGCUGCUCGCAGGCGAGCGCGCACGACGACGGCGGCGGCGGCACCGAGCUGUCGUGCCUCGACGAGGUGUUCUUAUCCCUGGAUGAUCUCGACGAAGUGAGCUUGCCGAACUGAGAUCAUGGCAACCCCCAAAGGCCGACCAGAGAGUCCUCGAAACCACGCCAACACACCAUGCACGUAUAUCCCGUACUCACUCUUCUCACAUCUGUCGCUUCCAAUAACACAGAGCUCGCCCAAGUGAUGAUGAGGCGCUCUUCCCCCAUUUCCUCUAACUCUACUGCACUGUGUAUCGAUCGUCAAUGGUGUUUCCAUGGCAUUCAUGAUACGUUUGUAGACUUUAAAGUG
Molecule: messenger RNA, 1079 nt
Organism: Musa acuminata AAA Group (dessert banana)
Lineage: Eukaryota; Viridiplantae; Streptophyta; Magnoliopsida; Zingiberales; Musaceae
Product: NAC domain-containing protein 104-like
Exons: 2
Coding region: 165-848 (227 amino acids)
Biological process (GO): system development; regulation of DNA-templated transcription
Molecular function (GO): DNA binding
Source: RefSeq, a predicted model, not a curated record